Messenger RNA from Spinacia oleracea (spinach), 480 nucleotides. Its product is annotated as dehydrogenase/reductase SDR family member FEY-like. Bases 1 to 480 code for a protein of 159 amino acids. The record is from RefSeq and is a predicted model, not a curated record. The transcript is spliced from 3 exons. NCBI's taxonomy places the organism in Eukaryota, Viridiplantae, Streptophyta, Magnoliopsida, Caryophyllales, Amaranthaceae.
AUGGGGGAUGGAUGGGAAAUGGCGAUGGAGAGGCAAGUGAUGGAGGAGGGAUUGCGGGAAUCAGACCCAUACCUUCAACUGUUAUUGGUGAAUUGGUGUCAGCAACUGGCAGAGUCUGGUGCACAUGUUGUCAUGGCUGUGAGGAAUCCUAAAACAGCUAAUGAGCUGAUCCAAAAAUGGCAAACUGACUGGUCUGGGAAAGGCCUUCCUCUAAAUAUUGAGGUUAUGGAACUUGAUUUGCUAUCUUUGGACUCUGUUGCGCAAUUUGCAGAAGCCUGGAAUGCAGGAUUAGGACCUUUGCAUGUACUAAUAAAUAAUGCUGGAAUAUUUUCCAUUGGAGGUUCGUUUCCUUAUUACUUGUAUAUCCUUUCCCCUGAUAUUUGCUACAGGAUAACCUUAGUCAUUGUCAUGGUCUUUUCUAUUUUAUGUUCUCACCACUUGCUUUUCUGCCUCCUUUUUGCGAAUGCAACUUUCUUGUAA